UAGAACUCCACGAGGUAGCGGUUCGAGCUGAUGUUUGACUGCAAGCUGACUCCGCAAGCAUCUCUCUGUAUCUCCCGAUCCUCCUCAGGCCCGCACCUGGACACACCGUUUCCUGCCCUCUGGAGAGGAGAGGAAUACAGCCAACUGCAGGGAUGAGAGGGUGAAGGAAUGAAAGCAUGAAUAGUCCACAGAGAGAGAGAGUCGGAAAUCCGUGAAUCCACAGUGGAUGUGAUAGUGGAGAGGUGCGCAGCAGACAAUACUUCAACUGGGAUUUCAAAGGGGAAACUAAAAGGACAACGGUUAAAACCGUUAGACAUGGAAUUCAGCUGGUGAAUAUAGUCCCUCUCUCUGGCCGUCGCGAGAGCAUCUUGGUUUGGGUAAUACAUUUGUUCACUAGCUCGUGUCGCUCACGCUCUUGACCGGUGCGCGCUCCUCCCCAUCUUUCCCACGCGAGUGAAUCUGAUGAGUCCGGGUGGCGGUGUGUUGUUUCGCCGCAGCACGCGUACGCGCCCAGACUUUUCGCGCUUAGCAGCAGCAGCAUGUCCUCGCGCAAGAUCUCUUCGGAGUCGUUCAGCUCGAUGGGCUCGGAGUGCCUGGAGAGCCCCGGAGAUGAUGGCGACUCCUGCCCCUUUUCACGCAUCUGGAACGGCAAGAGCCCGGUGGAGAAGCUCGCGUGCCCGUUCGAGGACGCACCGGGACCCAAACGGGCGAACAGACGGAAGCGCGUGAACCUGGACUCGCUUGGGGAGAGCUUGAGGAGGUUAACGUCGCCCACGACACAGAUGGUUCAACAGUCUUUACAGAGAACCUUAGAGUUCUACAGACAGAAAGAGAUCAGGUGCAGAGAGGAUGGGAAGGAGGAAAAGAAAAGUGUUACUUUGGAGAAGUGUCCCUUUGUGGAUCAUUGUGGUUCUGGAGAAGAGGCAGACAUCUCAGGAGUACUACAGUACAUGGCUACUCUACAGGGUGUGCGGUUCUGUGAGCUGAGGGAGCGUUUCGGGGAGGAGUUCUUCGGUCUGUGUUUCGAGGAGAACGAGCGGGUUCUAAGAGCGGUGGGAGGGAACCUGCAGGACUUCUUCAACGGCUUUGACGCCAUCUUAGAACACAUCAGAACCUCGACCGGACGCCGUGCCUCCUCAGAGAGCCCCUCCUUUCAAUGCAAAGACCCUCACCAGGAGGAGAGAGGAGGAGGAAGAGGAGGAGGGGAGAGGGUGGGAGGAAAGCUUCUCCUCCUCCACUGCUUUAACCCCGCCCCUGUCGUGGGAUUGGCUAUGCCUGGUCUGAUUCGAGGUGUCGCACGCCGAAUCUUCCACUCCCACGUUGUGGUGAAGGAAGCCCCUCCCCUAGCGUCCUUGUCAUCCAAUGAGGACGCAGAACACUCAGGAGGAGACUCCAUCCCUACUCCCACCGCUUCUCCUUCCUCGUCUCCCUCACCCCCUUCAUUGUCUGCCCCCGUCUCACUGUCCUUCCUCAUCAGAGAAACCUUCCCCUCCUCUUCCUCCAUCCCUCCCUCUGUCACCCUUCCAUCAGAGACCUCCAAGCAGACCCUCCAGCCCCUCUCCCUCUCCCCCACUGACCUGCGCAUCGGUCCGGCUACAUUCUGCAGGGCCUUCCCCUUCCACCUGGUGCUGGGCCCCAGCAUGGAUCUGCUUCAGCUAGGGGAAGGUCUGAGGAGGCAGGCUCGGAUCGAGCCUCACCGGACCCUCUCCUUCAGGGACUGUUUUGAGAUUAUCUCUCCCAGGAUCCAGCCCACCUUCCAGGCAAUACUGCUGCGCCUGGCCUCCCCAUUCACCAUCCGCACCCGACCAGACUGCUCCCAGUCAGGCACCAAGGAGAAGGUGAUGGAGGUGAAGGGUCAGAUGAUUCAUGUCCCAGAAUCCUCUACUCUGAUGUUCCUGGGUUCCCCCCGGGUGGACAAGCUGGAGGAGCUGAUGGGCAGGGGCCUCUACCUGUCAGACAUCCCCAUCCACGACGCCACGCGUGAUGUCAUACUGGUGGGACAGCAGGCCAAGGCACAGGACGGCCUCAAGAACAGGAUGGACAAACUAAAGGCAACUCUAGAAAAGACACACCAAGCUCUAGAAGAGGAGAAGAGGAGGACAGUAGACCUUCUCUACUCCAUCUUUCCUGGUGACGUGGCCCAGAAGCUGUGGCAGGGGGAGUCUGUCCCCGCCAGGAAGUUUGAUGAUGUCACCAUGCUGUUCUCUGACAUCGUGGGCUUCACGGCAGUGUGUGCCCAGUGUACCCCCAUGCAGGUCAUCAGCAUGCUCAACGAGCUCUACACACGCUUCGACUACCAGUGUGGAAUCCUAGAUGUGUAUAAGAUUGAGACUAUAGGCGACGCCUACUGUGUUGCGGGCGGGCUCCACCGGAAGAUUGACAGCCAUGCCAAGCCAAUCGCACUCAUGGCCCUGAAGAUGAUGGAGCUGUCAGAGGAGGUGUUAACGCCGGACGGCAAGUCCAUCAAGCUGCGUAUAGGUAUCCAUACAGGCUCAGUGUUGGCGGGGGUGGUUGGGGUGAGGAUGCCCAGGUACUGUCUGUUUGGCAACAAUGUCACACUGGCCAGCAAGUUUGAGUCUGGGAGCCACCCUCGAUGCAUCAACGUCAGCCCAACCACAUACUGGCUGCUGAAAGACGAUUGCUCCUUCUCUUUCGUCCCUCGUUCCCGGUUGGAGCUUCCUGAUAAUUUUCCGAAGGAGAUCCCGGGAACAUGCUACUUCCUGGAGGGAGGGACUUCCCAUAGCCACACCUCCCUGACAAGCUCCCGUUCCGCCCCCCCAGAGCCCCUGAGGAAAGUGUCUUACAGCAUCGGCACCAUGUUCCUGCGAGAGACCAGUCUAUAGGCUCCCAAAACACAGACACACACACACUGCAUCAACACACACACACACACACACACACACACACACACACACACACACACACACACACUGCAUCAACACACACACACACACACACUGCAUCAACACACACACACACACACACACAUUGCAUCAACAUACACACACAACUCUAAACCUAUAGCCCAAACCCUACCCCAUGUUUAAAUAGGAGACUAGAGAUGACAAUACCCUCCUACCCCAAACCAGGACGCAGUCCUCUUAACAACCUCCCUCGCUUUUCCAUUUAGAAACAGACACUCCUCGCUUCACCAAGUUACCAAGGGCAACCUCCCUUUACCCUGCAACCCCACCACAAACCAGACUUUGAAGGUUGAGAGAAGAGGAGGGAAAACAUCAAAAUCAACAGAGACAAUAUAAUAGAAUAAUCUAGCAAGUUCAAAACUUAACUAAAGCCUUCUGCUUGUAGAACAAGGUAUACUGUAACCACGGAUACCACGGCUGGCUGUCAGUCUGGGCAUGGCAGGAACUGUGUUAUUAUCAACAACGCUCACAACUCAGUGCCUUCUUCACUAGAACACUCCAGACAUACACUCUCAAACCCCCAACAUGUGAGCUGGCUGAACACACAGGGAAAUGGAACGAGGUCUGCAGCUCUGAUACUCCCCACAGUGAUGUGUGUGACUCUCCCAAAUCAGUCACUGUGGGGAGUCUAUGUUGUUUCGGUCCAGCUAGCAGCUGAACCACUGAGAUGUUCGGACAUUUUCUCUUUCAGUUAGCUGAAUGCAUCCAUCUCCCAGCCCAUCUGUCAACACUAAACCAUGGACAUGAGCAAACAGCACGUAAAUCCAUCCACCCCCCUCCCCUCCAUCCACCAACUCUAAUAACCGAGGUGUGGAUAGGAAGGGGGGGGGGGGGGGGGUCUCUAACUCUAACUCUAUGUCAUUCCAGAUCUCUACGUCAUUCUAUGUUUUUAGAGCAAUAACCUUGGGAUCCUAUCUCUGUCACCACUCUAGUCCCCAACCUCAUUUCUCUCUCACACACACAAACACACAUUGGCUUGUUACAAUAAGAAAUGGCCCGCUUCAAUCAAAUACAAUUCUAACAUAUUUGUGCUGGAAGUGGUUUUUGAUGUCAUUGAUUUAGCUGUGAGGUUAAACUAUUAAAGAUAAAAAAUUAAACAAAAUAAUCAGUCAGUCACCCCAUUGAGACUAUGUUGGCUUUCCAACAGCAUCACAAUCAAAUGUUCCAUCCCAUGUUGGCUUUCCAACAGCAUCACAAUCAAAUGUUCCAUCCCAUGUUGGCUUUCCAACAGCAUCACAAUCAAAUGUUCCAUCCCAUGUUGGAGUUCUACACCAACAGCAUCAUAAUCAAAUGUUCCAUCCCACGUUGGAGUUCUACACCAACAGCAUCAUAAUCAAAUGUUCCAUCCCAUGUUGGCUUUCCAACAGCAUCACAAUCAAAUGUUCCAUCCCACUUUGGAGUUCUACACCAACAGCAUCAUAAUCAAAUGUUCCAUCCCAUGUUGGCUUUCCAACAGCAUCACAAGCAAAUGUUCCUUCCCAUGUUGGAGUUCUACACCAUUAGCAUCAUAAUCAAAUGUUCCAUCCCAUGUUGGCUUUCCAACAGCAUCACAAUCAAAUGUUCCAUCCCACGUUGGAGUUCUACACCCUCAGCAUCAUAAUCAAAUGUUCCAUCCCAUGUUGGCUUUCCAACAGCAUCACAAUCAAAUGUUCCAUCCCAUGUUGGAGUUCUACACCAACAGCAUCAUAAUCAAAUGUUCCAUCCCAUGUUGGAGUUCUACACCAACAGCAUCAUAAUAAAAUGUUCCAUCCCACGUUGGAGUUCUACACCAACAGCAUCACAAUCAAAUGUUCCAUCCCACGUUGGAGUUCUACACCAACAGCAUCAUAAUCAAAUGUUCCAUCCCAUGUUGGAGUUCUACACCAACAGCAUCAUAAUCAAAUGUUCCAUCCCAUGUUGGAGUUCUACACCAACAGCAUCAUAAUCAAAUGUUCCAUCCCAUGUUGGAGUUCUACACCAACAGCAUCAUAAUCAAAUGUUCCAUCCCACGUUGGAGUUCUACACCAACAGCAUCAUAAUCAAAUGUUCCAUCCCAUCUUGGAGUUCUACACCAACAGCAUCACAAUCAAAUGGUCCAUCCCACGUUGGAGUUCUACACGAACAGCAUCAUAAUCAAAUGUUCCAUCCCAUGUUGGAGUUCUACACCAACAGCAUCAUAAUCAAAUGUUCCAUCCCACGUUGGAGUUCUACACCAACAGCAUCAUAAUCAAAUGUUCCAUCCCAUGUUGGAGAUCUACACCAACAGCAUCAUAAUCAAAUGUUCCAUCCCACGUUGGAGUUCUACACCAACAGCAUCAUAAUCAAAUGUUCCAUCCCAUGUUGGAGUUCUACACCAACAGCAUCAUAAUCAAAUGUUCCAUCCCACGUUGGAGUUCUACACCAACAGCAUCAUAAUCAAAUGUUCCAUCCCACGUUGGAGUUCUACACCAACAGCAUCAUAAUCAAAUGUUCCAUCCCAUGUUGGAGUUCUACACCAACAGCAUCACAAUCAAAUGUUCCAUCCCAUGUUGGAGUUCUACACCAACAGCAUCAUAAUCAAAUGUUCCAUCCCACGUUGGAGUUCUACACCAACAGCAUCACAAUCAAAUGUUCCAUCCCACGUUGGAGUUCUACACCAACAGCAUCAUAAUCAAAUGUUCCAUCCCAUGUUGGAGUUCUACACCAACAGCAUCAUAAUCAAAUGUUCCAUCCCAUGUUGGAGUUCUACACCAACAGCAUCAUAAUCAAAUGUUCCAUCCCACGUUGGAGUUCUACACCAACAGCAUCAUAAUCAAAUGUUCCAUCCCAUCUUGGAGUUCUACACCAACAGCAUCACAAUCAAAUGUUCCAUCCCACGUUGGAGUUCUACACGAACAGCAUCAUAAUCAAAUGUUCCAUCCCAUGUUGGAGUUCUAUACCAACAGCAUCAUAAUCAAAUGUUCCAUCCCACGUUGGAGUUCUACACCAACAGCAUCAUAAUCAAAUGUUCCAUCCCACGUUGGAGUUCUACACCAACAGCAUCAUAAUCAAAUGUUCCAUCCCAUGUUGGAGUUCUACACCAACAGCAUCAUAAUCAAAUGUUCCAUCCCACGUUGGAGUUCUACACCAACAGCAUCAUAAUCAAAUGUUCCAUCCCACGUUGGAGUUCUACACCAACAGCAUCAUAAUCAAAUGUUCCAUCCCAUGUUGGAGUUCUACACCAACAGCAUCACAAUCAAAUGUUCCAUCCCAUGUUGGAGUUCUACACCAACAGCAUCAUAAUCAAAUGUUCCAUCCCAUGUUGGAGUUCUACACCAAAGAACUUCACCAUGUAAGAUAACCUGUAAAAACACAAGUGUGUGUGCGUGUGUCCGAGCGAGCGAGAAGUAAGUGUAAGAUAACCUGUAAAAACACAAGUGUGUGUGCGUGUGUCCGAGCGAGCGAGAAGUAAGUGUAAGAUAACCUGUGGAUCUGUUAUUGCAUUAAACUCUGUACAAAAUAACUUGUAUGUAAAAAGGCCUAUAUCUAUAUUAAAUAUGUACAAUUUAGAAAUAUUUAAUAAUUCAACAGAAAAUAUUCAAUUUUAAAUAUCAUUCUAUGUUGUACUUGUUGGUAUUAUUCACAAGUUUAGAUGAGUACAUUCACAUUUCUGUUGACUUUUUUCUUUUUUUGGUGAAAUGAUUUGACAUGUCUGAGUCGUCUGUUAUCUAGGCCUAUAAAUAACAUUACUGAUAUAUCUGGUUGGAAACACGUUGAAAUCUGUUGAAUGACUGAGUUGUAAGGCACAUCCUCUGUCAAAUAAGUCGUCAAUAAAAAUCAGCAGAUAUGUUUAAAAAUGAA
Oncorhynchus mykiss (rainbow trout) is the source of this 6722-nucleotide messenger RNA. RefSeq names its product guanylate cyclase soluble subunit alpha-2-like. Lineage: Eukaryota; Metazoa; Chordata; Actinopteri; Salmoniformes; Salmonidae. The record is from RefSeq and is a predicted model, not a curated record. Gene Ontology annotation, biological process: response to oxygen levels; cGMP biosynthetic process. Gene Ontology annotation, cellular component: guanylate cyclase complex, soluble. Gene Ontology annotation, molecular function: heme binding; guanylate cyclase activity.